GUCUGGCAAGUGCAGCUACUACCAAGGUUACACGGAAGGAUCCUCCAUCUCAGGGUUCUGGUUUGAGGACAAGGUCAGCCUGGGGGACAUGAUCCAGCACAACCCGCAGGUCAAAGCCAGGAUGGGCUGCCACUCGAACGAGAACAACCUGUUCUUCACUCAGAAGGCCAACGGCAUCAUGGGCAUCGGCCCUUCCUCGCUGAGCGGGGAGGGGAUCCUGGAGAAGAUCUUCAAGGACCGGGAGCACGUGAGCCACAAAGUUUUCUCUAUCUGCCUUGCAGAGUGGGGUGGCCAGUUCAACGUGGGUGGCUACGAUACCUCGUACCACACGGGGAGGCUGCAGCGCAUCCCGCUGAAUCCCGGGGGCUUCUACGGGGUGGGCCUCAGCGCCAUGAAGGUGAAUGGUCAAACCAUCACGAGCUGGGGCAGCACCAUGAUCGAUAGCGGCACCACGUACACCUACAUGCGGAGCAGCAACUAUCGCGCCUUGUCCUCGGCCAUCGAGAGCUACUGCUCAGGUGGCAGGUGCGGCGGCACCAAGCACGGGCGCAACUGCUGGACGCUGACCCAUGGCGUGGAUAAGUUCCCGACCAUCAUGGUGGUCUUCGGGUCUGUAGAGACAGCCUGGGUGCCUCAAGCAUACUUCUACAGGAAGCAUUCUACCAAUAGCUACUGCUAUGGAUUCGAAGAUGACGGGCCUCAUGCCAACACCGUGCUGGGCGCGGUGUGGAUGAUGCACAAGGACAUCAUCUUCGACUUGGACGCGAAGCAGGUUGGCAUUGCCGCUGCCAAGUGUCCUGAGCACAAGGAGCGUCCGGCCCACGUGGCCCAGGCCGCCGUGACCAGUGCCGCACCAACUGCGCCAGCGACCACCGCGCCGGCGACCACAGUGCCGGCCACCACCGCGGCGACCACCGCUGCGGCCACCACAGCCACCACGGCGGCGACGACGGUAGCCACCACGGCGGCCACGGUCAGCACGUGGAUCACAGGGCCUGCCACGACAGCGGCAACGACCGCUACGACAAGCACCACAGUGGCGGCUGCGGCAAUCGCGUCCAAGGUGAGUGCGCAGGUCGGCGCGAACCCGCGGAAUCAAGUGCAGAAGCCGCAGGAGCCACGACCACUGGGCGGAGCUGCGAAAGGUGCCCUUUCAGUUCGUGGCGGCGGCGGCGGCCGGGGUGGCUCUGGCAUGUCUCAUGCUCUUCUUCCUCCGGAAGUGCUGCGCGAAGCGGGACAAGCACAGGCAUGUCCAGCUGAAGGAUGA
Molecule: messenger RNA, 1267 nt
Organism: Effrenium voratum
Lineage: Eukaryota; Dinophyceae; Suessiales; Symbiodiniaceae
Source: the annotation of a GenBank genome assembly